AUGCGUUCCGCGGAGACCAAGCUGAUCAACUAUGGGCCACUUCGCGUCACCCCCAAGGUGGCUGGUCAGCAGGCAUGCAGUACAAUAGAAGUGAUUGGGAUCGCGCUGAACAGCUGCUUUUUCAUGCUCCAACGCAUCCCCGAUACGGGACGAUAUCAGUUGUUCGAAGGAACCCAAAUGCCUGCAAUUCUCUGGUGGGGCAAGGUGUACGGCUACUUCCGCAAAUCAGUCGAGAAAGGCGGUUUCGGUUUUUUCAUUCUGUUGCACUCGAACACUGCAUUGACUCUGUUCCACUGCAAUACCGUGGACGAAUUAGCUCGCUGGGAACAAAUUAUGAACAACGGAUUCUCUCAGUGGCGCGAAUCCUCCCCGAUCACAAUCGACCAGUUGGAUUCCGACCUGAACAAAACACGCACUGCGAUUGGCGAACAAUGGAAACGAACCGAAGCGGUUAUGGAUCUACUUCGUGAACUUGACCGAGACCUCGAACAGGCCUGGUCUGCUCGAAUGUCUGUCUGUGCGGCGCUUAUUCGAGAACGCCUCAAAAUUCAAAUAUUCGGUCGUCGAGCCACUUUGGGAUCAAUCAUGUCCGGUUCCCCGUCAACCACCGCUCGAACGCGAUCAUCGAAGCAGUCUGUGUCCAGUUUCAUCCCGAGCUCUGGACUGACUAUGUCUACCACCACUAACACCAGCACGGCUUCGGGCAAAUCCAAUCAAUCACCUGAAUGUACCAUGGAAUUGUUGCGCACUAAUACCUAUAUAUCAAGCCUCACGGCUAACGAGGAUUUGGAUCAGUUAUUUUCACUCUUCCAGGAGAACCUCGCUCGACUGUCUUUCGCCUUGGUGGGCAGUUCCUCAGCUGGCUUAUCACGCAGUGCGUCUGAUGUGGAGGAGCGCAAACGUCCAUUAUCCAAACCGAUACGAAAAAACGAGACAUUCAGUGUGCGGGACAGUAUCUCACAUGCGAACGAUCCGAAAAUGCUCGCUGAACUUGGUCGAAAAGCGAAAAAACGUGACGCGCAUCGGUUGAGCACCACAGUGGCUAGCAUAUUCCGAUCUGCAUCUCGUGAUAAGUCCAACGGUCCGACAGUGCAACCACAAAACUCACUCGAUCUGUCUCCGACCAAUGCGUUACAACCGAAAGGCUUGCGCACUCGUCCGCCCCCAUCCAAUCUGUGCUUGUCCACGACCACAACAUCUUCGGCGGGCUCCCGUUUAUCCGGACAAAUUUCAUCUACCUCGGCAGUAUCCACUCCCAUUCCACCGAGGCCUUCGUUGAGUUUUAUCCCCGGUCAGUGCUUGGCCAUCGAGAACAUCGGGGAUAGUGCGGAUGGGUCGGGAAAUGGUUCUUGUACCUCACUGCUGAGUCAACCUUCGGCUGAGGCCUUGAUACUCCUACGGGACUUGAACCACGUUGCCGAAGAAGUCUAUCCCCUAAUCUGUGAUCUUCGCACUGAGAAUGUGGAGCUUCGCGCUCAGCUGGAACGCUUACGAGUGGAUCGGGACGCACUGGAGAAAACAUACUUGGAAGUGAUUAAACAGGAUCCCCAGGCGGCACAUAAUGCACGAGCUGGUUGUGGAGAUGCGGAUUCCACGGAUGCGGCCCUGCCCACGCUGACGGUGAAACAAGAGACGGAAAAAUUGCGUCAGGACUAUGAGACAUUCACACGUAAAUCGGAGGAGUGGGAAAAAGAACGUCAACGCCAGCGGGACGAGAUUGAACGGGAACAUACGAAACUGGCCAAGGAACGAACCCGCCUGGAUGAACAGUGGGCGGAAUACGAGCGACGUCAACGUCAGUAUGAGGAGAACUGUAAGACAGUGCAGGAACAGAUCAAUUUACACGCAAAUCAUGGAGUGAAAUUUACUGGAAUCACUUUGCCUGAUGAUUCGGAAGAUGAUGAUGAUGAUGAUGAUGAUGAUGAUGAUGAUGAUGAUGAUGAUGUGAUGAUGAUGAUGAUGAUGAUGAUGAUGAUGAUGAUGAUGAUGAUGAUGAUGAUGAUGACAAACAGUGUUGCAGGCGUGAGCAACUACUCACUGUGGAUUAAAAAUGGCCUUCAGCCUACUGCUUCGAGAAUAUUGCCAGACAACGGUAAUCCUGAUGCACGUUUGGUCAAUUCCUGGUCUGCAACCAAUCCGAGCGCCUCCGCUUCGUCUCUCAUGCGGCUUGCCGACUCCAGCAAGGUCCGUUCUACCCAGAAAAACAAGAAAGGCAACAUGUUCCGACUUCGUUGA
Molecule: messenger RNA, 2235 nt
Organism: Echinostoma caproni
Lineage: Eukaryota; Metazoa; Platyhelminthes; Trematoda; Plagiorchiida; Echinostomatidae
Source: the annotation of a GenBank genome assembly